UUCAUAUUUUCAGGUCUUUCCUGCUCUCCUGGCGGCCCGAGAAAGCAGGAACUGUAGGCCAAAGGUGUUGGAGGCGGGGUGUGCCCAGACCAGCCCCAGAGCCUGGGCAGCCCUGCUGUGGCAGUCAUGGCGCUCGGCCGGAGGCAGCCUCACCCCCGGCCUCUGCUCCUCCUGGUGCUGCUGUGGCUCCCCCAAAGCCUGAGUCUGGAGCUGAUCCCCUACAAGCCGCAGAUAACAGCCUGGGACCUGGGAGGGAAGGUUACGGCCACCACCUUCUCUCUGGAGCAGCCUCGGUGCGUCUUUGAUGGACACGCCUUGGCCAACGACACCAUCUGGCUGGUGGUGGCUUUCAGCAAUGCCUCCAGGGACUUCCAGAACCCACAGACCCCUGCUAAGAUCCCGACCUUCCCCCAGCUGCUGACUGAGGGCCACUAUAUGACAUUACCCCUGUCCCCGGACCAGCUGCCCUGUGAGGACCUGGCGGGCGGCAGCGGCGGUGUCCCCGUGCUUCGGGUGGGCAAUGACUUUGGCUGUCACCAGCAACUUUACUGCAAUGCUCCCCUCCCCAGCCAAGGGCCUUACAGUGUGAAGUUCCUUGUGAUGGAUGCAAGUGGCUCACCCAAGGCUGAGACAAAGUGGUCCAAUCCCAUUUAUCUCCAUCAAGGCAAGGCCCCCAGCUCCAUUGACACGUGGCCCGGUCGGCGGAGCGGCUGUAUGAUUGUCAUCACUUCCAUCCUCUCUGCGUUGGCCGGCCUCUUGCUCCUGGCUUUCCUGGCAGCCUCCACUAUUCGACUCUCCAGCCUAUGGUGGGCCGAGGAAGCCCCUGAGCAUCUGCGGAUUGGCUCCUUCACGGGAAAACGUUACAUGACUCACCAUAUCCCCCCCAGCGAGGCCGCCACACUGCCCGUGGGCUGUGAGCCUGGCCUGGACCCCCUUCCCAGGCUCAGCCCAUAGCCUGGUCUCUGCAGCUUGGGCUACAGUGAGGGGCAGAGAGCAGGCACACAGGCCUUGUGUGGUGGUGGUGGUGGUGUGCGUGUCUUGCGUCUUCUCAGCCCCUUAUCUCUUCCCGGCUGUUUUAGCUUCUGCUUCUGUCUGUAAGGGCAUAUGGAGAUGGUCAAUGUCAGCCAGGGUUUUACUUAGCCUCCUUCAUAUAAGACUGGAGGAAGGCCAGGCUGGGGUGGUACACACCUCUAAUUCCAGCAGUUGGGAGGCAGAGGAGGACAGAUCUCUGUGAGUUUGAGGCCCGCCUUAUCUACAAAGUGAGUCCAGAACAGCCAAGGCUACACAGAGAAACCCUGUCCCAAAAAACAAUUACAGGCUGGAGGAGGUGGACAACCAUCCUGACUUUGACCCAGAGGACCCAGGAGGAGGGAAGUGUGAUAGCCCAAGGUUGUGAUUCUCAUCCUUAGGACGUAGAAAAGUCAUGUGCUCCAGGCUAGCCUGGGCGAUAUAGCAGGAGCCUCUCUCAAAAAACAAACAGAAAACCCCAAACCAAUGAAACAACACAAAGCAAAAAAUGAACAACCUCGGACAAUGCCCGGCUCUGCUACAGUGAGGAGGUUGGGCUGGACCCAUGGUGUGACAGCCGGGAACCUCCAUCUUUCUAAGGAUGGGCCUCAGCAGCGUGAAGGCUGGAGAAGGUAAAUGGCUACGAACGACAGCUCGGCUACCUUUCCCAGACCCUCCACACAGAGGGAUGGUUCACACGCUUACCUGCUCACGCCGCAUCAUGUACUGCGUACCUGCCAUUAUGUGCCCCACGAGACAACGCUGACGCGACUUUAACUACAUGGCAGCAGGGCCCGCGCAUGCGCUUCUGUCUACCACCGCUCCUUGGCGGGUUUUUUUGUUUUGUCUUUUUUUUUUUUUUUUUUUUUGCGCUGCCCUUUCAGGGGUCAGGCGUGGGGGAAUGUAUUCCUGACCUCAGCCAGGCCAAGCUCUCAGAGUUACCAAGUUGUCUUUGAUGGCGACACCUGAGGCUCAUCGACCUGUUCGCCCAUGUCCUGUUACCCUAGCCCAUGCCCCCCUGUGUGAUCAAGCUCUUAGGAAGUUAAUAAAUGUCACUGUGGCAGGAGUGUUACUCA
Messenger RNA from Meriones unguiculatus (Mongolian gerbil), 2084 nucleotides. RefSeq names its product uroplakin 3B (gene Upk3b). Lineage: Eukaryota; Metazoa; Chordata; Mammalia; Rodentia; Muridae. The transcript is spliced from 6 exons. The record is from RefSeq and is a predicted model, not a curated record. Bases 127 to 954 code for a protein of 275 amino acids.